Messenger RNA from Paracoccidioides brasiliensis Pb18, 1362 nucleotides. RefSeq lists its product as uncharacterized. Bases 1 to 1362 code for a protein of 453 amino acids. The record is from RefSeq and is a predicted model, not a curated record. The transcript is spliced from 2 exons.
AUGCACGGGGAAGGGGAAUUCGAUUUGGCGAUAUUGGCUUCACAACGAAACGAUAAUGCGACGAUGGGGGUAUUGUCACCAAUUGCGACGGCGACGGCGACGAUGACAGAGCCAGCAAGAGCCAAAACAACAAAAACAACAACGACGACAACAACAACAACAACAACCGACUCCUCAAUGCAUCUCCCCUUCUCUGACUCCGCAAUCGACAUGGACACUGAAUCUUCAGGAAACGCUGAUCAAACGCCAGAGACGACGACAAUACCAACGACAAGAGACACGAUGAACGCGACAGGAAAAUCCCACCUGCAAAGCCUAACAACAAUAACAACAACAAUGAUUAAAGAACGCCUAAUACACCUAACCCAUUUGAUAACCGACUCCGAUUCCCAUCCAAAACCUGAUAAUAGACACAAUAAGGACCAAAACAGCAGAAAUGAAUACAGUAAUAGCUCUCCCUAUCAUCCACUCACAUCACACGCAACGUCACCGUCGACGUCGCUGUCAUGGUCGCCACAGAAAUCUAUUGCCAUCAACCGAUAUCUAGAUGGUAUAGAAGCGCUCCUGCUAGCUCUCCAUAUCACCGGGUUUUCCAGUGGCGCGUCAAGCGAAGAGGAGGAGGAGGAAGAAGAAGAAGAAGAAGAAGAAGAAGAAGAAGAAGAAAAAGAAGUAAAGGUAGAUAGAGGCGAGAAUGAACGCAAAACAAAUCACUGCUGCACACUAUCCAACAACCAUCAUGAUCCACGCCUGGCCUGCAUAUCAUUGGAGGCGGGAUGUCAAAAUGCCAAUACCAAGCCCCAUAACCAGAACCAGAUACAGACUAAACUCGACAGUCAACUCGACGACGUCAUCCGCGAUCUAAAAGUCGUCACCGGAAGCCUCGAACAGCGCCGCGCAGAGUGCCUUCACUUAAACGCCGUGUUCACGAUGAAAUGUGAAAAGCUCGCGCAGCGUAUUCUGGAUUUGGAGGAGCAGAUGGAGGAGCUACGUGCGAAGAAGAUCGAAAACACGAUCGAGCUGGAAGGAUUGAAGGGGACGGUGCGGGGGUUGGAAGGGUGGAUAAAGCGGUGGAAGAUGCGGCAGUGCGAAGACGAAGAGGGAGAGGAAGGGAGGAAUUCCAAACAUGCUUGGUCUGAGACUUCAGACCACGGGCGCGGACAAUGGGGUAAGCCGGGGAGGGUGUUAUGGGGUGGGGAUGGAGAUUAUGACAGUAACGAUGGCGAUGUAGAUGACGAUACGUUGAUGGAUGGGGUUAGUGCGUGGUUGCGUGAUUGGAGGGAUGUGGAGGAAGGAUUUAGGAUUCGGGCUCGGCUGAGGGAGAGAAUGAAGGCGGUGAGGAGGGGUCCUGGAAAAAGUGAAUGA